Malaya genurostris is the source of this 1420-nucleotide messenger RNA. RefSeq names its product box C/D snoRNA protein 1. Gene Ontology annotation, biological process: snoRNA localization; box C/D snoRNP assembly; maturation of LSU-rRNA from tricistronic rRNA transcript (SSU-rRNA, 5.8S rRNA, LSU-rRNA). The transcript has 2 exons. Gene Ontology annotation, cellular component: pre-snoRNP complex; nucleus. NCBI's taxonomy places the organism in Eukaryota, Metazoa, Arthropoda, Insecta, Diptera, Culicidae. The record is from RefSeq and is a predicted model, not a curated record. The coding region runs from base 190 to 1314 and encodes 374 amino acids.
CAUUAUCAAACAUGUGCUUGCGUCGCGACGCUUAUUGUAUCUCAACGUGAUGGAGUGUACCCAGGAGAUCUAUAGUUUUCUACCGAUUUUUCAUUUUAUCCAAACAGUUUUUGAACCAAUAAUUCAGCAUUCAUAAUAUUGCAUUUAUCAUUUGGCUAUUAAAUAUAAAAUAAUCAUUUCACUAACACAAUGGAGACUAGUGAAAGCGAAGAUAAUCUUGAAUUGUUUCAAUCACCGCCAAGACUUGGAAAGUGUGAAAUCUGCAAUGCCGUCCAAGCGAAGUAUACUUGCCCAAAAUGUGAAGUAAAAUCUUGUUGCCUAAAAUGUAUCAACAUUCACAAAAAAGAACUGAACUGUGAUGGAAUUCGUGAUCGUACCAAGUAUAUUCCAUUCAAACAAAUGACGAGAAUGGAUAUGAUGAGCGACUACUACUUUCUGGAGGAAUGUACACGAUUUGUUGAUGAUCGUAAACGAGACAAAAUCAAGAGAUACACCCGCUACAAUAAAAUUCUUCCUUCAUCGCUCUUUCGAAUGCGUAGUGCUGCGCGGGAACGCGGUACAACGUUGAAAUUUUUACUGAAGAAUUUUACCCGCCAUCAGCGUAACACCAGCCAAUUGAAUUUUAAAACUGGCGUCAUCCAAUGGCGCGUUGAAUGGUGUUUUCCAAAUGCUGAGAGUUUGAUGUUUGUCGACGAGCGAUGUGAUGAGAACGAAAAACUAUACGUCCUACUGGACAAGUACUUGGAAUCUGGUCCAGCAGAAGACAUACCAGGAAAAAACAAACUCGAAUUUUAUCAAUCGCGAGACAUUAGUCGACUGCGUGUGCUGUUGAAAGCAGAAGGUGUUAAACGAUGCAAGAAUCGCUUUUUCGAACUGAAGCCAAAGCUGUCGCUGAAAGAAAAUUUGAAGGGCAAAACCAUUGUCGAAUAUCCUGUAAUUUACGUUAUUUUUAAAGAAGCAUCCGAUGGAUUCGAUGUUAUUGAAUCAGACGAUGAUGUUGAAGCGGAAACCAAGAUGUAUCAGAGACACUUGGAUCUACAGUACGGACAGCGGAGACAUCGGUUUAUAAAGGAUGAACCGAGACAACGGGAGCAGGAAUCCAAAAUAUUGGACGGCAUAAAUAAACUUGAAAUUGACAGAAAGCGAGAAGAACGUCGGCGGAAAAAAGAACUCAACAAUGCAGAGCCGAUCAAUUUACUAUUUAGCGAUGAGAACCUAUGGAAUCAAUAUUCGUCGGAUUCGGACGGACAAGUAACCGAGGAGGAAGAGGGAGAGGUUUUCUCACCAAAGAGAUUGAAAACCGAAAAAGUAUAAUUUUUUUAUUACGCAUUAAUUAAUUUUUAGUUCUACUAUGAAUUCUGUAAAAAAUAAAUGAAUUUCGAAAUAUGGUGUGAUACAGAUUUACUGUAUGUAAAAACAA